AUGGCGACUCGCUUCCUCUUAACGAUGAUUACAGCAGUCGCUGGUGUCAGCGCAGCAGCUCUGAACUGCUCUUCACCAGCGAUACCGAAACCGUCCCUCUUCGGCGCCGAGAUCAAGACCCUCACAGCUGCGCCGGUGCAUAACUUUUCCAUCUUCACUCCACAAGCCGGCGCGAGUCCCUCAUUCAACACCAACUGGACCGGACUAGAUUUCUGCAACGUCACUGUGACCUACACACAUCCUGGCCGAGACGACACGAUCAACAUCAAGAUAUGGCUCCCUCUAAGAAAUUGGAACGGGCGUUUCCAAGGCGCUGGAGGCGGUGGAUGGGUCAUGGGAAGUGAGGCCAGUCUUGCGCCAGCUGUUGGAAAUGGCUAUGCCGUGGCGGCCUCCGAUGGGGGCCACAGUGACGAGAGUGAUGCAGCCGCCGCUGCGUCUUAUUGGGCCUUGCUCAGUCCUGGAAACGUCAACCUUGGCCUGUUGCAAGACUUCGCAUCUACCGGUCUGCACGAUUUGGCUGUUGUUGGGAAAGCAGUGACGGAAAGCUUCUACGGUACUGCGCCGAAGUAUUCUUACUGGGUUGGCUGCUCGACAGGUGGACGACAAGGUCUGAUGUUUGCCCAGCGGUACCCGGAUCUUUGGGAUGGUAUCAUCGCCGAUAGUCCUGCGAUUGAUUGGGAUAAGCUGCCGGUUUCGACAUAUUGGUCUCAACAAAUCGCUACCAAGCUGGAUUAUCACCCACCUCUGUGCGAGCUCGAUUCGAUCAGUGCAGAAGCGAUCAAGGUGUGCGAUGGUCUCGACGGCGUGGUAGAUGGGGUGGUUUCUUCACCAGAACUCUGCGACUUCAACGCUACUUGGGCCAUCGGCAAGCCUGCUACUAUCUGCAAAGGCACCAACCAGACCAUCACCUUUCAAGCAGCACAGAUCGCGAACGCCGCCUGGUCAGGGCCUGUAGCAUCGGACGGAACACCCCUCUGGUAUGGCCUCGAACGCGGCUCCCAGCUCAUGGGCGUCGCCAACACAACCUGCAACGGAACUUCAGCUUCCUCGUGCGUCGCCAACCCAUUCUAUCUGGGACCGCAAUGGCUCGCCUACUUCCUCGCCAAGGACCCCAGCUUCAACUACGCGAACAUGACCGACACGCAAUAUGUCUCCAUGUUCCAACAAUCCGUCGACGAAUACGCCUCCAUCAUUGGAACCAGCUUCCCCGACCUCGCCCGCUUCCGUGACCACGGAGCCAAGAUGAUCACCGUCCACGGCACAGCUGACCAACUCAUUCCUCAUCGGGCAACGGCGGCAUACUACCGCAGCGUACAAUCUCUCGACCCGAACGUCAGCGAUUUCUACCGCUUCUUCGAGGCGCCUGGUGAUGGACACUGUGGGCUAGGGCUGGGACAUCACGCGAAUGAUACGUUGGGCCAGCUCGCGCAGUGGGUGGAGCAUGGUCAGGCGCCUGAGACGCUGGUGGCGGUCAGUCAGAAUGGCGAUGGGACGGAGGCGGAGAAGAAGACCGUGAGGAGGCUUUGUGCCUGGCCGAAGAUGCAGAAGUAUGUUGGUGGGGAUGUUGAUGAUGAGGGGAGUUUUAAGUGUUUGUAA
Zasmidium cellare ATCC 36951 is the source of this 1596-nucleotide messenger RNA. RefSeq lists its product as uncharacterized. Bases 1 to 1596 code for a protein of 531 amino acids. The record is from RefSeq and is a predicted model, not a curated record. Lineage: Eukaryota; Fungi; Ascomycota; Dothideomycetes; Mycosphaerellales; Mycosphaerellaceae. The transcript has a single exon.